GCGGACCCACAGUUGACCCGUAUUUGUCUUGGUCGCUCUCCUGUCACUGGUUCAGGCGCAGGUAUCUUCUUCAUCAAUGCUCACGGGCCUCCAGGGGGCUUGAAAUUAUCCACACGAGCCAUCCAACUGCAACCUUCUCUUAAGCAUCCUCAUUCGCCAACGCUGUAUCUUUCUCUCUUCCUACUCUGCUCUCGUGCCACUCGUGCUCUGGGUGAUUGCCCAGGUCAUGCCAACACUCGUGCUAAGAGAGAGAGAGAGAGAGAGCACGAUGGUACUCACGUGCGCAUCUCUGAGCUCUUGAGUAUGUGCAAGGGUGGCCUGAAGAGAGGGUGA
Protopolystoma xenopodis is the source of this 333-nucleotide messenger RNA. NCBI's taxonomy places the organism in Eukaryota, Metazoa, Platyhelminthes, Monogenea, Polystomatidea, Polystomatidae. The record is from the annotation of a GenBank genome assembly.